AUGUCUGAAAAAAUGGAGGGUGUGACGGAGACACUUUCUCCAAUGCGUACAGCAGAAAGUGUCAUUCUUCCAAUUCCCCGAGAUACCUUUGAGAAGCUCUACCUUACCCCUAAGAUGCCGAUUGCGGGAAAUCUGCGGCGCACUUUCGGUAACCCAACCCCCAUAUCGUUGAUGGGCUUUUUAGUAGCCGCGACACCCAAUGCAAUGCUCCAUAUGGGUUGGAGGGGAGCUGGUGGAGAUGGAGGGGCCAUCCUGUGA
Molecule: messenger RNA, 258 nt
Organism: Penicillium egyptiacum
Lineage: Eukaryota; Fungi; Ascomycota; Eurotiomycetes; Eurotiales; Aspergillaceae
Source: the annotation of a GenBank genome assembly